AUGAAUUUUGUAAUCGGUGGUAUUUUUCGUUUAGCUAAUGAUGAAAUUAUUAUCAGUGCAACACAUUUAAAAGAUUAUCCCAUAUCAACAGGUGUUCUUACACAUGAAAUGAUGCAUAUUGUUCAAUCGUAUUCAGGUGGUCAACCUGGAUGGCUUGUGGAAGGUAUUGCUGAUUAUGUAAGAUGGAAAUAUGGUCAAGAUAAGGUGGGAGGUGGUUGGCAAUUACCUGAUUUUAAUCGUGAACAACGGUACACUAAUUCAUAUAGAGUUACUGCGCGAUUUCUAGUUUGGUUAGAACGGAAAGUUCAAAGUAAUAUUGUGAAUCGUUUGGAUCAAGGGUUGAGACAAAACUGA
Molecule: messenger RNA, 354 nt
Organism: Rotaria sp. Silwood2
Lineage: Eukaryota; Metazoa; Rotifera; Eurotatoria; Philodinida; Philodinidae
Source: the annotation of a GenBank genome assembly